AUGAAACGAGAGAAUUCUGUCAGGGCUAAUUGGAAAGACCCGGAAGUAUUCCGGCGAUUUAUAGAAUUAUGUUUGAUUGAAGCACGCCCUAAUAAUUACAGUGGAAACAGUUUAAAAAAAGAAUGUUGGGAACGAAUUAGAUCAACUUUGAAAGCUGAAAAUAAGGGCGAUUUUACGCAAAGACAAUUGAAGAAUGAAUGGGAUUAUUUGAAACAAAAAUAUAUAAUUUGGGCAAGACUCAUUGGUAACACAGGGAAUACUCAUUAUGACCCUGUUACCAAUACCAUCAAUUGGACUUCAAAGCAAUGGGAAGAGUACUUAAAGGAUAAUCCCAAAGCAAGCAAAUUUCGUUUUAAUCCACUGGAAUAUCCAAAUGAAAUGAGGGCAUUAUUUGAUGGUAUUGUGGCUAGCGGAAAAAAUGUGUGGGGUCCAUCUAAAGAGGGAUUACCACAGGAUGGUCUUGAAUCUUGUUCACAGACAUGUAUCAAUUUGGAAACGGAAGAAAUUGAUAUGGCCUCUUCUUCAACUAAGAAAUCAAAACAGGAAAUCAAGAGUGAAGGCAAACAUCCAAAAAAAACCAAUGUUGAAAAACUACAUGAUGUUGAUAGUCAGUUGAUGAAUGUUAUUGAGAUCUUGGAAAAGUCAGAUGGACCAAGUAUUAAAGAUUGUAACGAGAUUUUAGACAAAAUGCAGGGUUUAACAGAAAUGGAUCCACUAUAUAAUGGCGGUGUUUCCAACACUCGACGUGGCCUGCGGUGGCCCUUCACCGAAGCUUUAGAACAUGUGGAUGUCGGAGGCGCUGACACGAUGGUAGAUGUCAAUCGUCAAACUGCUGAAGUCCACAGAGUUUCUGGAUCUGAUGGAUAUUUCUUCUUGAAAAAUUGCACACCUUGGGGUUUUUUGAGAUCUGCCAUUGCUGAUUUAGUAUUCACUGCCUUUGCAACAUUUAUGUGUUGA
Coffea arabica (coffee) is the source of this 957-nucleotide messenger RNA. The record is from RefSeq and is a predicted model, not a curated record. Lineage: Eukaryota; Viridiplantae; Streptophyta; Magnoliopsida; Gentianales; Rubiaceae.